CCUGUGUGUGGGCUUUUUGUGUGUCCUGCUUUCCUACCUUAACAGAAUCUUCGAUAUCCCCCUCUUCCUGAAAUUUCAAUAGACCAGAGAGAGAGAGAGAGAGGACCUAUAACGCAACAUACAUACAUUAUGCGCCCGGAUAUUGAACAGGAGCUCGCUCACACCUUGCUAGUGGAGCUGCUGGCCUACCAGUUUGCCUCGCCCGUCCGAUGGAUUGAGACCCAAGACGUUAUUCUCGCCGAACAACGGACCGAGCGCAUUGUCGAGAUUGGCCCUGUUGAUACCCUAGGAGGAAUGGCCCGCCGCACCCUCGCUUCCAAAUAUGAGGCCUACGAUGCUGCUACUUCCGUCCAACGCCAAAUCCUCUGCUACAGCAAGGAUGCUAAGGAGAUUUACUACAAUGUUGACCCUGAGGAGCCUGCAGCGGAGGCUGCCCCAGCUGCAGCUCCUUCGGCCGCGACCGCGGCUCCCGCACCUCCUGCAGCGGAGGCUGCACUCCCGCCCCCCAGUGCCGGCCCUGCAGCGGCUGUGGAAGAUGCGCCAGUAACUGCUGUGGAUGUUCUGUGGUCCCUGGUGGCCCAGAAGCUGAAGAAGAGCUUAGCCGAUGUGCCAUUGACUAAAGCCAUUAAGGAUCUCGUUGGAGGUAAAUCCACAUUGCAAAAUGAAAUUUUGGGAGAUCUUGGAAAGGAAUUUGGUUCUACACCGGAGAAGCUAGAGGACAUCCCGCUUGAUGAAUUGGGUGCUUUGAUGCAGGCCACCUUCAAUGGCCAAUUAGGCAAGCAGUCCUCUUCACUCAUCGCCCGUAUGGUCUCCUCGAAAAUGCCUGGUGGCUUCAACAUUACCGCCGUUCGCAAGUACCUGGAAACUCGGUGGGGCUUGGGCUCUGGCCGCCAAGAUGGGGUGCUUUUGCUAGCUAUCACGAUGGAGCCGCCUUCCCGUCUCGGGUCCGACGCCGACGCCAAGGCCUUCCUCGAUAAUGUGACGAACAAGUACGCCGCCAGCGCGGGCGUUAAUCUCUCAUUCCCCGCGGCCGGUGGUGAUAGCGGUGGCGGCGGUGGCGGUGGCGGCAUGAUGAUGGACCCAGCAGCCAUUGAUGCGCUCACCAAGGACCAGCGGGCUUUGUUCAAGCAGCAGCUGGAGGCCAUUGCUCGCUACCUGAAGAUAGAUCUUCGUGCCGGUGACAAGGCUUUUAUCACAUCUCAGGAAACCCAAAAGGCGCUCCAGGCUCAGAUCGACCUGUGGCAGGCCGAGCAUGGCGACUUCUACGCCUCCGGUAUCGAGCCAUCCUUCGACCCCCUCAAGGCCCGUGUCUACGACUCCUCUUGGAAUUGGGCCCGUCAAGAUGCUCUCAGCAUGUACUACGACAUCAUUUUCGGUCGUCUACAGGUAGUGGACCGCGAGAUUGUGAGCGAGUGUAUCCGUAUCAUGAACCGCUCUAACCCUCUCCUUCUCGACUUUAUGCAAUACCACAUUGACAACUGCCCCACCGAGCGCGGUGAGACCUACCAGCUGGCUAAGGAGCUGGGUCAGCGACUGAUCGAGAACUGCCGGGAGGUUCUUGAUGCCGCUCCCAUUUACAAGGAUGUUGCCAUCCCCACUGGUCCCCAAACUACCAUCGAUGCUCGUGGAAACAUUGGCUACAAGGAGGUUGGCCGUGCUAGUGCGCGUAAGCUGGAGCACUAUGUGAAGCAGAUGGCUGAGGGUGGCCCGAUCUCCGAGUACAGCAACCGUACCAAGGUUCAGAAUGAUCUGAAGAACGUCUACAAGCUGAUUCGCGGACAACAUCACUUCUCCAAGUCCUCGCAGCUCCAGUUUGAUGCUCUGUACAAGGACGUCCUACUCGCCCUGAGCAUGGACGAGAACGAGAUUAUGUCCCAGGAGAACGGCUAUGCCAAGGAGGGACGCAAUGGUCUCGAGCGGACUACGACUCUCCCCGGUAAGGUGGAGACCAUUCCCUUCCUUCACCUCAAGAAGAAGAGCGAGCACGGCUGGGGCUACAAUAAGAAGCUCACUGGAAUCUACUUGAAUGUGCUGGAGACCGCUGCUCAGGCUGGUCUCACUUUCCAGGGUAAGAAUGUGCUUAUGACCGGUGCUGGUGCUGGUUCUAUCGGCGCGGAAGUUUUGCAGGGCCUUAUUAGCGGUGGUGCCAAAGUGUUGGUCACCACUAGCCGCUUCUCUCGAGAGGUGACUGAAUACUACCAGGCCAUGUAUGCCCGUUACGGUGCCCGGGGAUCCCAGCUGGUCGUGGUUCCUUUCAACCAGGGUAGCCAGCAGGAUGUACAGGCCCUUGUCGACUACAUCUACGACACUAAGAAGGGCCUGGGCUGGGAUCUAGACUUUGUCGUGCCGUUUGCUGCCAUUCCCGAGAAUGGCCGUGAGAUUGACUCCAUUGACUCAAAGUCAGAGCUGGCUCACCGUAUCAUGCUGACCAACCUGCUCCGUCUUCUGGGCUCGAUCAAGACCCAGAAGCAGGCUCACGGCUUUGAAACCCGUCCCGCUCAGGUCAUCCUGCCUUUGUCACCUAAUCAUGGUACAUUCGGUAAUGAUGGUUUGUACUCCGAGUCUAAGCUUGCUCUGGAGACCCUGUUCAACCGUUGGUACUCUGAGAACUGGAGCAGCUACCUCACCAUCUGCGGUGCUGUCAUUGGCUGGACUCGCGGUACCGGUCUGAUGAGUGGUAACAAUAUUGUGGCUGAGGGUGUUGAGAAGCUCGGUGUUCGUACAUUCUCUCAGCAGGAGAUGGCUUUCAACAUUUUGGGUCUGAUGUCUCCUGCUGUCGUCAACCUCUGCCAGUCUGACCCGGUCUGGGCCGAUCUCAAUGGUGGUCUACAAUUUAUCCCUGACCUCAAGGGCUUGAUGACCAAGCUCCGCACUGAUAUCAUGGAGACCAGCGAUGUUCGCCAGGCUAUCAUCAAGGAGACUGCUAUCGAGAACACUGUCGUCAACGGCGAGGACAGUGGUGCUCUGUACGAGAAGGUUGUUGCCGAACCUCGCGCGAAUAUUAAGUUCGAAUUCCCUAAGCUUCCUGACUGGGACUCCGACGUGAAGCCCAUCAACGAGUCUCUCAAGGGUAUGGUCAACUUGGACAAGGUCGUUGUUGUCACUGGUUUUGCCGAGGUGGGUCCCUGGGGUAACUCGCGUACUCGUUGGGAGAUGGAGGCCCACGGCAAAUUCUCCCUGGAAGGCUGUGUUGAAAUGGCCUGGAUUAUGGGUCUGAUCAAGCACCAUAACGGCCCUCUCAAGGGCAAAGCUUACUCCGGCUGGGUCGAUGCCAAAACCGGCGACCCUGUCGAUGAUAAGGACAUUAAGCCCAAGUAUGAGAAGUUCAUCCUAGAGCACACUGGUAUCCGUCUCAUUGAGCCCGAGCUGUUCGAUGGAUACGACCCCAAGCAGAAACGGUUACUCCAGGAAAUUGUCGCCCUGGAGGAUUUGGAGCCUUUUGAAGCCUCCAAAGAGACCGCGGAGGAGUUUAAGCGCGAGCAUGGGGACAAAGUAGAGAUCUUUGAGAUCCCUGAGUCUGGUGAAUACACCGUCCGCCUCCGCAAGGGAGCCAACUUGCUUAUUCCCAAGGCACUCCAGUUCGACCGCCUCGUCGCUGGUCAGAUCCCGACUGGCUGGGAUGCUCGCCGCUAUGGUAUCCCCGAGGAUAUCAUCGAACAGGUGGAUCCUGUGACCUUGUACGUCCUGGUCUGUACCGCCGAGUCCAUGCUGUCAGCAGGUAUUACCGACCCGUACGAGUUCUAUAAGUAUGUUCACCUCUCUGAAGUCGGUAACUGCAUUGGUUCCGGUAAUGGUGGAGCACACGCUUUGCGUGGCAUAUACAAGGAUCGUUACCUCGACAAGCCCGUGCAGAAGGAUAUCCUGCAAGAGUCGUUCAUCAAUACCAUGAGUGCUUGGGUCAACAUGUUGCUCCUGUCUUCCACUGGUCCGAUCAAAACUCCCGUCGGUGCAUGUGCUACCGCCGUCGAAUCCGUUGAUAUCGGUUACGAGACUAUUGUUGAGGGCAAAGCUCGGGUCUGCUUCGUUGGUGGGUUUGAUGACUUCCAGGAGGAGGGCUCGUACGAGUUCGCCAACAUGAAGGCCACCAGCAAUACUGAAGAUGAGUUUGCCCACGGUCGUACUCCGCAGGAGAUGUCUCGUCCCUUUACCACCACCCGUUCCGGCUUCAUGGAGUCGCAGGGUUGCGGUGUGCAGCUGAUCAUGAGUGCUCAGCUUGCUCUUGAUAUGGGUGUGCCCAUCCACGGUAUCAUCGCUCUGACCACGACCGCUACUGACAAGAUCGGUCGCUCUGUCCCUGCUCCUGGUCAGGGUAUCCUUACCACUGCGCGGGAGAACCCUGGCAAGUUUCCCUCACCUCUACUGGAUCUCAAAUACCGCCGCCAUCAGUUGGAGCUGCGGAAGAAGCAGAUCAAAGAGUGGCAGGAGUCAGAGCUUCUGUACCUCCAGGAGGAGGUUGAUGCUAUGCAGGCCCUGGGCGAUGAGACCUUCAAUGCUUCUGAAUACAUGCAUGAGCGUGCUCAGCACAUUGAGCGUGAAGCCUCUCGCCAGGAGAAGGAUGCCCAGUUCUCCCUUGGUAACAACUUCUGGAAGCAGGAUCCUCGCAUCGCUCCUCUGCGCGGUGCCCUGGCCACCUGGGGCCUGACCGUUGACGACAUUGAUGUCGCUUCUUUCCACGGUACCUCAACUGUCGCCAAUGAUGAGAACGAAUGCGAUGUGGUCUGUCAGCAGCUUAAGCACCUUGGCCGCAAGAAGGGUAAUGCCGUGAUGGGUAUCUUCCAGAAGUACUUGACUGGCCACCCCAAGGGUGCUGCUGGUGCCUGGCAGUUUAACGGCUGUCUCCAAGUUUUAGAGAGUGGACUUGUCCCCGGCAACCGCAAUGCCGAUAACAUCGAUAAGGUGAUGGAGAAGUUCGAUUACGUCGUGUACCCCAGCCGCAGCAUCCAAACCGAUGGUGUUAAGGCCUUCUCGGUUACCUCCUUUGGUUUCGGUCAGAAGGGUGCUCAAAUUAUCGGGAUUCACCCCAAGUACGUAUAUGCCACCCUUGAAAAGACCCAGUACCAGGCCUACAAGGCCAAGGUUGAGACCCGCCAGAAGAAGGCCUACCGUUUCUUCCACAACGGCUUGAUCAACAACAGCAUCUUCGUGGCCAAAAACAAGGCUCCUUACGAGGAUGACCUGCAAAGCCAGGUUUUCUUAAACCCUGACUACCGAGUGACCGUUGACAAGAAGACCUCCGAGUUGAAAUACUCGGCCACUCCUCCGAAGGUAGAGGUUCCCAGCGAGGAGAGCACUCGUCAGGUGGUCGAGUCUCUGGCCAAGGCCAAUGCUACCGCGAACUCCAAGGUCGGCGUUGAUGUUGAGAGCAUCGGCUCGAUCAAUAUCUCGGACGAGAUAUUCGUUAAGCGCAACUUCACCGCCAGCGAGCAGGAGUACUGCCGCAAGGCCCCUUCGCCCCAGUCCUCGUUCGCAGGUCGUUGGAGUGCCAAGGAAGCUGUCUUCAAGUCACUUGGUGUAAGCAGCAAGGGUUCCAGUACGGCUCUGAAGGAUAUUGAGAUCACAAGCGAUGCUAACGGUGCUCCUGUGGUCAACCUUCACGGGGUCGCCGCUACUGCUGCCAAAGAAGCUGGCGUCAAGUCGAUCAACGUCAGCAUCAGCCACAGCGAUUCCCAGGCCGUAGCCGUGGCCGUUUCGCGGUUCUAGUUCUAAGCUCAUUGUACAUCUUGCCUUUUUGUCCCCUCCAUCAUGCGUAUUUACAUAAGUGUUGGGAAGAAUAGCAGAGUCGUCCUCUCUUCUCUUUCGACUUCCAGUUCCUCCUCUUUCCCCCCUUUUCGAAACAUGAUGACUGUGCUCUAUGUUCAUAUUCUUUGUCUCUUUUCUAGAUUCGAGCCAGUUUCACCUCCUCGUCUGUUAGUGUUUAUAAUUGGAGUAAUGAUAUUUCUUAUCACAGAUACGACAUUGAACAAGUUGUGCAAAGAACGAUCCGACCCAGCGUUCUGCUCAGUUUCCAUACUUACACUCGAUGCUAAGUCCAGAUAGCAUCCUUUUCAAGCUGUUAGGACUUCAGAAAAACCUUU
Molecule: messenger RNA, 6074 nt
Organism: Aspergillus alliaceus
Lineage: Eukaryota; Fungi; Ascomycota; Eurotiomycetes; Eurotiales; Aspergillaceae
Product: 3-oxoacyl-synthase
Exons: 3
Coding region: 130-5700 (1856 amino acids)
Biological process (GO): long-chain fatty acid biosynthetic process
Cellular component (GO): fatty acid synthase complex
Molecular function (GO): 3-oxoacyl-[acyl-carrier-protein] synthase activity; magnesium ion binding; 3-oxoacyl-[acyl-carrier-protein] reductase (NADPH) activity
Source: RefSeq, a predicted model, not a curated record